Strongylocentrotus purpuratus (purple sea urchin) is the source of this 3696-nucleotide messenger RNA. RefSeq names its product protein SpAN. NCBI's taxonomy places the organism in Eukaryota, Metazoa, Echinodermata, Echinoidea, Camarodonta, Strongylocentrotidae. Gene Ontology annotation, molecular function: zinc ion binding; metalloendopeptidase activity. The transcript is spliced from 10 exons. Gene Ontology annotation, biological process: proteolysis. The record is from RefSeq and is a predicted model, not a curated record. Bases 193 to 3117 code for a protein of 974 amino acids.
CCAUCAAAGAUGCUCUGGAAAGUUUCCACAAUUAAGCACACGAAGUUCAUUGUCAGUUGUUAAACUUGUCAGCAACCACGUUUUGAUACUUACAAAAAGUUUUUGCAAAAGUAGUCGCCAUCUGAACUUUGCAGUCAAGCAGUUUUAGAAAUUUUGGGGGAAAAGAGUGGUCAAUAAAAAUCUGGACUGAAAAUGAAAGGCGUUUACUCCAUUAGUAUUCUCCUCUUCUUUCUUGUCACUGCAUCUUGCAAUCCGGUCGAUCGCUUUGAUGCCCAUGAUAAUCUCGAUGAUGAUUUCCUCGAUGCAGAGGACAGUGAAGAGGACCUUGCACCAGAUGGCAGACCAUUUGUAGAUAUAGACCUGCCUCCGUACAAGGAGAUGGAAAACGGAAGUGUGGUGGUGCAUCCCCCCGUCCGUGAGAGGGACCCGCUACAUCGCGGAGAUCCCAUGGACGAACGCAACACCAUUGACAUGGAUCUCUUCGAAGGGGACAUGAGACUCACUGAAGAGCAAAGUCGCUUGUUACGAGAGGCCCACAUUGAUGGGAGCGGGGAACACAGGGACAGGAGCAAACGGAAAGCUGAUCGAUCCGCGUUCAGUGCAUGGACUGAUGCUAUAGUCCCAUAUGUUAUUACUUCCUCCUCAGAACCUGAUAGUGCCCUGAUCGAAGAGGUAAUGGACUAUUUGAGUGAGAGAUCAUGCAUCCAGUUUGUUCCAUGGAACUCCGAAGUUCAUGGUGAAAGUCGGCUCUCUUUCAUGAAGGGUUCAGGGUGUUGGUCCUACAUUGGGCGACAUCCGGGUGGGGUCAAUGAAAUUUCCAUUGGACAAGGCUGUGCUUCUUUUGGCGUAAUCUUCCACGAGAUAAGCCACGCCCUCUCCUUCUUCCAUGAGCAGUCCCGCCCGGAUCGAGAUGAUUACGUGACUAUUCUUUGGGACAAUAUCAUAGUUGAAUAUCAACGCAACUUUAAUAAGUAUGCUGAGAGUGUGAUUAAUACCUAUGGAAUACCCUACGAUACAACGUCUGUCAUGCAUUACAGCAGUACAGCUUUUUCUACAGAUAGUGCUUCAGUUAAUCGAGCACCAACUAUCAUUACCAUAGACCCACUGGAAAUGCCAUACUUGGGAAAUCGUGUCGCCCCAUCGUUCGGGGAUCUCAAACUACACAAUCUUGUCUACGGUUGCCCAGCGGCGGCUCAAGCUUCUUGUGGUAUUGACGACUCCUCGUUGUGUAUGAACGACGGCUACCUUUUGUACAACUGCACAUGUGUAUGUCCACCUCAAUAUACGGGAAAUCGAUGCGAAUUGAACAAUCCCGAAUUUGUUCCACGUUGCAUUAUCGAAAGAACCGCAGACGACGGAGAGACGGGUACUAUCUCCUCACCGAACUACCCUUCAAACUAUGGUCCAAAUGAACUGUGUCAGUACCUCAUCACGGGCCCAGUUGGAUCGACAAUCAGUUUGACUUUCACAAUAUUCGAGCUGCAGGCCAAAGCUAGAACAUCAGCAGGUGAUUUUAUUUGUUACUGGGAUUACACCGUUGUUUAUGAUACACCUUUGACACAUGAUGGCACGAGCAUAUGUGGUUCGGAUAACAUGUUACCACUGAGCUUCAAUUCUGCUGGUAAUCAGAUGAGAGUAUUGUUUGCAUCAUCCGGACUAAACCAUUAUAAAGGAUUCACGGCAAAUUAUAUCAUUAACAUUCCGUCCACACCCACGCAACCCAUCACUACGACACAACCAACUACAACAACGCAACCAACCACAACCAUGCAACCCACCACAACCAUGCAACCCACCACAACCAUGCAACCCACCACAACCACCCAACCCACCACAACCAUGCAACCCACCACUACAACACAACCAACUACAACUAGGCAACCCACCACAACCGCGCAGCCCACCACAACAAUGCAACCAACCACAACCAUGCAACCCACCACAACCAUGCAACCCACCACAACCAUGCAACCCACCACAACCAUGCAGCCCACCACUACAACACAACCAACUACAACUAUGCAGCCCACCACAACCACCCAACCCACCACAACCAUGCAGCCCACCACUACAACACAACCAACCACAACUAGGCAACCCACCACAACCGCGCAGCCCACCACAACAAUGCAACCCACCACUACAACACAACCAACCACAACUACCCAACCAACCACGCGACCCACCACUACAACACAGCCAACUACAACUAUGCAACCCACCACAACCGCGCAGCCCACCACAACCAUGCCACCCACCACUACAACGCAACCAACCACAACUACCCAACCAACCACGCGACCCACCACUACAACACAACCAACUACAACUACGCAACCACCAACGACCACGCAACCGACAACUACCGAAGUCGUUGGGACCUGCGGAGGAGACUUUGCCAAUGCAGCCGGCCGGUUUGCUUCACCAAACUAUCCGAGCGCCUAUCCCAAUAAUCAGUUGUGUACAUACCAGAUAACCGUGGCAGCGGGACAGCGUGUGGCGCUAACUUUGGAAGCAUUUGAUUUGGAAUAUUACUGUUUCGACUGGUUAGAAAUAAACCUAGGAGAUGAGAGUCACACGCCUAUCGAAAUCUGCGGCCAAGAUGUCCCACAAGGAGAAAUCGUCUCGGUGGCCAACACUAUGACCAUUGUCUUCGAGUCCGAUUACUCCAUCACCCUAGGCGGGUUCGUCGCCAGCUACCGCACUGUCGACGUCGUUCCUGACCUGGAGUCCGUUGCUGUUGUCGAAGGCUCGCAACGAAGCGCGUGCGAAGAUACGACAAACCAAGACGAAGGCUUCAUCCAAUCGCCAAACUACCCUGGAAACUAUCCCAAGCGGACCACGUGCUCCUAUGAUAUCACUGCGCCAGAAGGCUCUCACGUGCAGCUCGACUUCGAACCCGCGUUUGAGAUCAGAUAUAAGACGGAUUGUAGGAAGGAUUUCCUUAUGAUCGACCUCGGAAAUGGAAUCACUGAAAAUCUGAAGAUUUGCGGUGAUGAGGAGCCGAUUGGUUCCUACAUAUCCCUGGGCAAUGAGAUGAGGCUACGAUUCAAGUCGCGUGGGGGCAGAGGGCGACAAGGAUUCAGGGCUAAGUUUAACACCGUGAACAUCGCCUAAGGACAAGGUCAAGGACAGGCUCAAGGUCAAUUACAAGGGCGGACUCAAGGUCAAUGACAAGGACAUGGGCAAGGUCAGGGACGAUUUACAGGGAAAGGCAUUGGCUGUGGUUGACUGGGUCUUCGAAUUUAAGAAUGAUAAACAAAAGAUGAGUCCAUUUUCCAACGAAGGAUCUAAGCUAAAGUUUGAAUUUUUAAUUGUUAAAAUAUUUUACUAGUAAAUUUCAUUCAUAAUUAUACAUGAACAUUUUGUUUCACAAUACAUAAAUAAAACAAUUAUAUAAGAAAAAGUGGUAUAGUUUCGCGAGUAAUCACAAAUUUACAAUAAACAAUGGAGAUUGUUUAGGCAGUGGAAAAUGAUAUUAUAACAAAAUAAUUAUAUGACACGUACCAGCCUAUGUUUUACAAUAAAGAUACAUAACAAAUGGGAAUUAUAAUUUCGUUAUUGAUAUUGAGUUUGUUAUCUGCAGCUUGGUCUAAAUAAAAGUCUACUCAAGUAUAUCAAGUCUAUUGAAAUCAUUUGUUGAUGUUUCUUUCUCUCCCUCAUUUUGUCAACUCACUAUCUCUCUCUCUUUCACUC